AUGUCUGCCAAAACCAACACCAGAGCGAAACUGGAAUCUUGGCCGGUACCUCAAAAACCCUGGCAGCGACUGCAUAUCGACUACGCCGGGCCCGUCGAUGAUUGGUAUUACCUUAUACUAGUUGAUGCCUUCUCGAAGUGGCCCGAAGUUAUCCCAACUCGUCGAAUCACAACAUCUGCAACGUUGGAAAUCCUUCAAGGAAUCUUCGCACGUUUUGGAAUGCCAGAGACCUUAGUGAGCGACAACGGACGUCAGUGCAUCAGUGAGCAGUUCGAACGCUACUGUGAAAACAACGGUAUUCUACACCUGAAAACGCCGCAAUUCCACCCACAGUCCAACGGAUUGGCAGAAAGGUUCGUCGACACCUUUAAGCGGACUCUCAAGCAAAUUACAGCGGGAGGAGAGGGUCUCACUGAAGCAAUCAACACGUUCCUGCUCUGCUACCGUUCCACACCAAACCGAAGCGCUCCGGAAGAGAAGUCCCCUGCCGAGUUACUGCUUGGUAGACCCCUUCGGACAUCGCUAGACUUGCUCAAACCUCCAACAUCGUUUCAUAAAAUGGAACAAAGCAAGCAAGAUAGCCAAUAUAACCGCAAACAUGGAGCCAAGGCCAUCUACAACAAUCCCCAGGACCUGGUCUGGGCCAAGGUUUUCAAAAACAACAGUUGGAGUUGGGAAGCAGGUCAGGUGCUUGAGCGCGUGGGGAGCGUAAUCUACAACGUUUGGCUGCCGCAGAAAAAAACAUUAAUCCGAUCCCACUGUAAUCAGCUUCGAAGUCGUAACGAAUCGGAAACAGCAGAUGUAGCAGAAAACGAAACUCCUGUUCAAGUCCCACUGGAUAUCCUUCUAAACACGUGGGGCCUGAAUCCAAGAUCUACAGAACCAGAAGAACCGCAACUGGACCUGGACAGUAUUCCCGAGGAACCACGGAUGACAGAACCACCCAGGGGUUCUCAACGAAGACGUCAACGCCCACCAAGAAGAGCUGAAUAG
Aedes albopictus (Asian tiger mosquito) is the source of this 993-nucleotide messenger RNA. RefSeq lists its product as uncharacterized. The record is from RefSeq and is a predicted model, not a curated record. Gene Ontology annotation, molecular function: nucleic acid binding. The transcript has a single exon. Bases 1 to 993 code for a protein of 330 amino acids. Lineage: Eukaryota; Metazoa; Arthropoda; Insecta; Diptera; Culicidae. Gene Ontology annotation, biological process: DNA integration.